AUGAUAGACAUUACUGACCGGGAAAGAAAACUAGAUAAGUCAAAUGUGAGCAAUGAUUCUAAAAGUCUAUCAGAAAGUAAUGUCACAAAGAAUGUUUUAACAACGUAUGAAGACAUUGUGAAGCUCCCUCUCUUUCCUAUUCGUCUACAAACGGCAAACAUCCCUGUUGGUCCUUCUCGCUACUUAGUAAGGUUGAACUGCUCGGAUUCUUCUCACAAGCGUGACACGAGUUUUGUCUCAAAGAGUUUCAGAAUGUCUCAGCAAUCGUGUGAUGCAUCUCGCGUAUCUGACUCGGCAACACCGGAUGAGUCCUCUAACCCUAAUAGGAGUCUGAAGGUUGUACCUUUAAGGACGGUUAGCAGUGACAAAGGUUGUACCAUAGAGGAACUUACUAAUGAAGGAACCAGAUAUGUCGAUAAAGAAAUUACCAGAACUGUUACACGCAUUCUGAAGGAAAAUCAUCAAGUGCCUGGGAUAUUUGUCCCUCUUCAAACCAUAAUGCAUGAUCCCUUCAAGAACACCAGUAAGGCUGAAGUUGCUCACACCUCUGGUUGUGACCCAGCUGAAGAAAAGAUCAUUAAGAUUGGACAAGGAGGUGCUAAGAAUACCAAUGUUACCGAGGAUGUCAAUGACAUCGAAGAGAAUAAGCACACUAAGGUCAAUACUGAAAUAGAAGCUAAGAGCACUGUCAAAAACUCUAUCAAGAAGAAGAGUACUUCUACUGGUCCUAUCAAGAGUAGAGCUGUGGCUAAGAGUGUAGGGGUUGGUCCCUCAAAGUCUUGGAGCAAGGUUGUUCCAAAGAAAAUAAAGGAGAGGGAAAUUGUUGAAUCUGAGUCUGAUGUUGAAGGGGAUGUCCCUAACAUUCCAUCAAGGAAGAAUCUUACAACAAGCAAGCUUGCUACAAGUAUUCCUGAAAUACCUAUUUAUAAUGUGUCAUUCCACUAUGCCUCCAGUGCCAUCAGGUGGAAAUAUGUGCUCCAAAAAAGACUGGUUGUUGAAAGGGAGUUGACUCCAAAUGCUGUUGAGAACAAGGAAAUCUUAGAGCUAAUUCAAGAAGAUGGACUAUUAAAAACUGUGUGCAACCUUCCCAAAUUAUAUGAGAGGCUGGUCAAAGAAUUUGUGGUGAACCUAUCUGAAGAUUGUGGAAACAGCAAGAGUGUGGACUUCAUAAAGGUGUUUGUGAGAGGUAAGUGUGUUUCAUUCUCUCCUUCUGUGAUUAAUAACUUCUUGGCAAGAACAAAUGAAGCUCAACCUAAGCUUGAAGUGAUAGACAAUAAGGUUUGUCAAGUGAUCACAACCAAGCAGGUAAAAAGCUGGCCCUUAAAAAAGAAACUAACUGCAAGAGCAAAGGCAAAGUUUGACUAUGGAACAUAUAUUUUCGACCAAACUAUGAAGCAUGCUGGAAGCUUCAAUGGUACGCAUGUUCCAGACAUUGUAAUGACAUCGGCUGAAGCAUCCAAGUCUGGAGCAUCAGCUAGAAAAUCAGAAGUCAUAGCAAUAUUAAAAGAGACCUGCAAAGAGCUGGAAGCUAGGAAGAUAUCCCUUGAAAAGAUGAUAAGUACUCUGGAAAUGGAUGAGGAUGAGGAAUUUGCAGAUGUUGUAGAGAUGGAAGAUGAAGAUGAACAAGAGAAGGAAGUAGAACCAGAAGAAGAAUUGGAAGAAGAGAGUGCCAGUCCUGCUGAUGGAUCCGAGAAAGAAAGUUAUGCAGACACCUCAAGAGGGUCUGACUCUGUGCAGUAA
Molecule: messenger RNA, 1740 nt
Organism: Vicia villosa (hairy vetch)
Lineage: Eukaryota; Viridiplantae; Streptophyta; Magnoliopsida; Fabales; Fabaceae
Exons: 5
Coding region: 1-1740 (579 amino acids)
Source: RefSeq, a predicted model, not a curated record